This is a messenger RNA of Amoebophrya sp. A120, 2487 nucleotides long. NCBI's taxonomy places the organism in Eukaryota, Dinophyceae, Syndiniales, Amoebophryaceae. The record is from the annotation of a GenBank genome assembly.
AGCAACAAACCGUCACUGCGGCUUGCAUGACUUCACGCAUCCCCUAGAAAAUAACACCCACAUCACUUACUAUUGCACCCCUCAAGAAAGUACAAUUCAGACCAAACGUUGAGUUGGAAACCGCAAAGAGCGUCAGAGGAAUCAAAUACUUAACAAGUCGAAGAAAUCUGCAUCACCAAAUAAAACUUCUAGCAAGCACGAGAGUAGUAUUUAGAAGUUGUCACUAGAAGUCCGAAGUGUCGCUUCAUUACGGCACCGUCUGCUUCGCUACAAAGAAUCGAAAAGGAACAAGCUCCGAGUCUUGUUUCUGUCCGCGACAAACGCAAACCGAAAAAUAUACCGUUUUCUGUCGUUCGGAAAAAAGUUCUGCAGAACGCAAAAAAAAAAAACACAAUGGGUUGCGGUGCGAGCACUGUUGCGGGCGCGCAGGUCAUCGAACCCUCGGCAAACCCGGUCUUGUUAAAGCCGGAUCAUAAUGCGGGAGAGACGAAGAAUCAAGGUAAUUUAUUACUACAGUAGGCACUUCAGAUAGAAAACAUAUGUUUUUUCCACGGCCCAAUUUUCUUGAUGAUGUUCUUUUCGUAAUUGUAUUCGUUAUCGUUUUCUUCAAGUACGUUUUCUGCCUUUCUCUCUGCCUUGAUGCACACUCAUUGCCAUUGUCCUUCAGAUCAUACCGCCGAGCAAGAAGUGUCCAAGCCGACUGUGGCCGCACCCGCCGUGCUGGAAAUGAACGCCAUAUGGCACUCUCAAAUGUUACAUGGGUCGCCGUUAUAGGACUUGACUUGUCAUGCAAACAUACUAUCUCUAUCACCCAUAGUACCCUCGCCCUGCUGCGAGACGAGCAAAAAGCUUUCUCCUUUCACGUUUGCUACAACUCUUGCAAAAAAACGAGGGCAGUCAAUGGAACGCUUGAGAACGCCAUACGCUACCAGUGAGCCGACCACGAUCCAGCAGGAGAGCAAUUCGAACAACGAGGAGAGUUAUCCUAGAUGAACUCUGUGUUGUUCACCAUCAUGAUGAUGUUCACCCUCAAUUUCUGAUGCAAGUACAGGUAAAAAAAAAGACAAAAUCAAAAGCUAGAUCAAGUCUAAUAUGCAUUUCACGCAUGACAACCUGAGGGUCGUCCUCGUCGUGAUGGUGAACAAGAAAAUCUGUCAGGAUACGCGUGGCCGCAACACCGAGCAGGAUCAGGACUCCAACGAGCGGUCCCUGUCGUUGGGCAUCAACCAGGUGCAGCAGGCGUUAGAAGUAGUACAGGCUCCGGAGCAAGCCGUGACGUCUGCCGUCGAGGCCGCGGUGGCGGUGGCUGAGGCGUGUGUGGUAUCAACUGUAAAAAUGUCUGGGUCUGGAAGAAUUCAUGUUUGUCAUGCUUGUCUUGCAUGACUCUUAAAUCUGUCAUGCACGUUACCCAAGAGCUGCGUUUUUCUGUGAUGCAGAAGCGCAGUUUGUCAUGCAGAAUAGGCAACACCUAGGAGCUCAGAAACUUGCCAUGCUGAGCCAGCAUUUGUAGCCUCAUCAUGAGACGCUACCCAGCAUCACAAGUUCCAAGACCCAGACAUUUUUGCAUUUGAUAUGUGGAGGAGGAGACCCUGGUUGCAGCGGCCCUGGAAGCGGAGGCGGUGGUCGAGGAGAAGGUGGAGGAGGCAGUCGUGGUCGAGGAGGAGGAGCCGAAGAAAGUGGAAUCUGCGCAGGAAGACAUCAUCCAUGAACAGGCGGCCGAGGAGGUGGCGCAAGAAGAAAAGCCGGUGGUGGUCGAAGAGAUGAUGAAUGCAACACCGGUCGCUGUCGAGGAGGAGGAGUCGAAACCUAUGCAUUGCAAAUUUAUGGCUGGGUCACUUGCGAUGGUAAUUCUGGAGCAGAUAAAGAAUCUGUGUUGCAUAGCCAGCCUAAGAAUCUGCUAUUUUUGUCUACCGGAGCAGGCGAGGGCAUCGCAUUUUUCAUGUUGGUCAGGUAUAAUUGAGAAGUCUCCGUACUAGAACUUGGUAUGCUCUUUGUGCAAUGUGGAUAAAAAAUUCAAGCAGAUUCGGGAACUGCAUGACACGCUCAAACUUCUGCAGUCUUCCAGAGAGACCGAGAUGAGAUAUUUGCAAGGCAUAAUUCCGGUCGUGGUGGAGCAAGAGGCGGAGGCUGCUGUGGUCGAGUCAUCUGAAGAGCCGGUGGCCGAGUCAUCUGAAGAGCCAGUCCUGGUCGAGGCCUCCGAGGAACCAGUGGUCGAAUCAAAGGAACCGGUGGUCGAAUCCGACCCGGUGGUCGAGUCCGCCGAACCAGUUAUCCUCGAGUCCUCCGAAGAACCGGCCGCGGAGGGUGAAACCGAGGUCGUGCCCGCACUACCGCAAGAAAAAGCUGCUUGUGCUUCGCUGUGAACUUGCAAUCAUGCACAGAAUGAUCCCACAGCACACAAGUAUACUUGUCUUGCUCCUGGAAAGGCAAGACCUUGGAUCAUGUGUAACUGUGUUUUCUACCCUUGCUGGGAAGCGCGCAAGGCUG